Molecule: messenger RNA, 3480 nt
Organism: Macrobrachium nipponense
Lineage: Eukaryota; Metazoa; Arthropoda; Malacostraca; Decapoda; Palaemonidae
Product: ankyrin-1-like
Exons: 12
Coding region: 417-3317 (966 amino acids)
Biological process (GO): positive regulation of transcription by RNA polymerase II
Cellular component (GO): cytoplasm; nucleus
Molecular function (GO): protein binding; transcription cis-regulatory region binding
Source: RefSeq, a predicted model, not a curated record
AUGGCACGUUGAUGUGAUAAAAACUCUGGACGAUUCAUUGUGAACGUUGCAAAAUAGUUAUAUUCUACAGAGAGAGACAUCGAUUGCAAUUUUCUUUCAUCAGUAAAUAAGUGUGAACAUUUUCGACAGAAACUAAGUUCUUGUAAUCACACUAAAAGAAAAAAAAACUAACGCAGUACAAUCUCUGUCAAAAGUUGCUAUGAACGCAUUCCCCGAAUUAGAGUUAACACAACUUUGCCCUUUCCUGUGGAAACGACCAUUGAAUAUUAUCUUCAAAUGACGACAUAGCCGAGUACGGAUAAGCACGUCCUGCUGAGGAUGUCAGAGACAGCCGAGCUUAGUGUCGGUUUUGAUGUUGAACGUUGCGAGUUGACGUUGUUUACGUACAGAAAGAAGUGUUCUCCAAAUAACUUGCGAUGUCUGUCGAUACGUUACCCGGAGAGAGAGGAGGAAACUUGAACGGAGUAAUGGAUGAGGAGGACGUUGUUAGGAGAAGAAAUGCAGUCCCUUACCCCUUGCAGGCCAAGAAGCUGAGAGACUUGUGCAGCGCCACAAACAACCUGGAAAGCGAAAGAAUUCAGGAGGUGGAGUUCCUCCUGGAGGAUUAUCCCGACAUCGUCAACAUGACUUCUGAGGAUGGCCAGACACCUCUUCACAGAGCUGCAAUUAACAAUCAGGCUUGGAUUAUUCCAACACUGUUACGCAACGGUGCUGAUCCGGAGUUUUAUGACGAUGCUGGUUUCACUCCACUUUUCCACACCAUCACACGACAGUCACUGGAGUGCUUUGAAACGCUUCUGGAAAGCGGAGUAGAUGUCAAUGUAAGUAGUGCAAAGGGCCAACCACCACUGCACUGCGCCGUGGAACACUAUUAUAAGCACGGGAGAAUGGUGGGAAAGCUCCUAAAAUGCGGCGCCGACGUGAACAAGGUAGACGAAGACAACCGCCAAACGCCACUUCACGUAGCUGCUCGUCUUGGGGUUGCCGUUAUUCUUCAAGAACUGCUCAACGCAAAGCCCAGGGACAUUAACGUACUCGAUGCAUCCAAACUGUCACCUCUGCACUUAGCUGCGGAAAAAGGUCAUCGUGAUUGCUGCGAGAUCCUUCUGGCAUCUGGGGCAAACAGUUCUGUUCGCAACAAGCUAAAGGAAACUCCACUGAUGUUAGCAGUAAAAAAUAGCUAUACCAAGACUUGUGAGGUUUUGCUUCAGAAUAACAAAGAAUCUGUAAACGAUGUUAACGAUGCUCACCAGACUCCAGUGAUUAUUGCUUCGAGUAGUAAAACAAAUGCUUCCGUUUUCGUCUUACAGUCACUUCUGAAGUAUGAUCCGGAUUUAAAAGCAACAUCAUCAGGUGGAGACACAGCAUUGCAUUAUGCUGCCAAAAAUGGCUUUGCUCAGAAGUGCCGUUACCUGAUGGAGGCUGGAGCUGACUGUAACUUAACAAACAAACUUAAGAUGACUCCAAUCCACUGCGCGGCAAAGAAGAACUCUGUUUCUUGUGUUGCUGCUCUUCUGGGUUUCUCCGAGGAAGAUAUUUGUGAUUUACUCUUUUCUCAGUCUGGUUCAGAGGAUACUCAUUCACAUUUUUCUCCUUCAAAUGAUAUCAGUCAAGAUGUAACAGAUUCUCGUCCUGGAGAUUAUGACACUCAUGAUUCACAAGACGUCAACGCUAAAGAUAAACAAGGCAUGACGCCCCUGCAUUAUGCAUUAAUGAAAAGCUCAGAAGAGUGUUGCAAGCUGCUGCUCAAGAAACGGGCUAAUGUUAAUCUCAAGAAUAAUAAAAAUAACACUCCACUGCACUUAGCAGCCGAAAGAGGACUAGCUAAAUGCUGUAUUUUGCUUCUUGCCAAAGGAGCAGAUGUCAAAGCGACCAACGAUGAAGAAAAGACGCCUCUUCAUUUGGCUGCAGCUGCAGGAUCUCGCGCUUGUUGUAAGAUCUUGAUGAAGAAAGGAGCCGAACUCGGUGCUGUUGACAAGAUGAAAAUGUCACCUUUGCACUAUGCUGCUAAAGUGGGUUCUGCGGAAUGUUGUGAAGUGCUGCUAAAGAGGGUUGAAAAGAACUUUGUAUCUUAUUCUGCUGAUACUCCAUUGCACCUUGCUGCUAAAGAUGGUUAUUUGAACUGUUGCGAGCAACUAGUUCAGAACACAUUUACAAUUAAAUACUUAUUGAGACGAAACAGAUAUGGACAGAUGCCCCACAAUGCAGCUUUUGACAACGGAAAAGAUGAUGCCUUCUGCUUCCUACUUCACAAGGCUGUAGAUUACAUCGUCAGAGAGGAGUCCUCAGAAAGGUUUGGAAGGUCACAGAGAAAAGACAGGCGCGAGGAUGAACCGAUUCUUAAACCUGCACUGAGCGACCUGCUCAAACAGAGUAUACAACAAAAAAGGAGUAGUGCAAUAGAUGCCAUUGUAAAAUGUCCCCAGUGGUUGGAAGCCCUUUCAUCGGAACACGAAAGAAGCUGUACAUCCAAUUUAUGUCGCCUUAUCAAGCAUUUUCCAGAAGCUGCCAAGGUUGUUCUUGAUGGAUGCAUAGACACUUCCCAAGAGGGUAGAAAGAUAUACAGAUUUAUCUUCCUCGAAAAUAUUUAUUUUUACUCAGACGCAAAUGACGCGACAGACCCAGGCAUUUUGGGACUGCGAAAUAUUUUCAUUAUAAAGAGGGCUUGUUCCUUUCUACGGCGGAACUUACUCUCCAAAACAACGGUUAGCGGCCUGAUUCUCCGAACUGUCGUCGCGAUGCGCAAGCGAUUUUUUCAGGCCGUCGGCGUCGUCCUGAAGUUUGCUUUUCAUCCGAAAAGCCUAAAGGAACACGAGAUGACUACCGAGGACGAGCAAACAAUCGGCGGAAUUCCCGAGUGGUCACCUUUUUUGUGCAACGGAAGCCUCAAACCUUCGGCUCGCGAGAGACCAGAGAGUGAGACUAGUGGACCGGAACACCCGUUGAUUUGCAUGGUCGAAAACCGGAGGCUGGAUCUACUUGGGCACGAAGUUUGCCAAAGACUUUUGAAAUACAAAUGGGACAGCUAUGUUAAGAGGAUAUCUUACGGGCUCCUCAUCUUCUCGGCGCUAUUCGUAGUCAUUUUAUCCAUCUAUGCGACAUUGGCUUAUGACUGGGUCUAUGUCCAUCGGGUCCACAACCUCACCAGAGAGAGUGUUUGUGGCCACCGAUGCUCUAACAGAGGUGGAGAGCAAGCCAGCUGUCCUAGCAAUGCUUCCGACCCUAACGGUAACCGUGAAUACUACUUUAGUCCUAAACCGGACCUGAUUGCUGAGGCGGAACUACUUCAGAGCAGUUUCCUUGAAUUCUGGCCUUGAUGCUACUUGUCAUCAACGUCACCAUAGAGUUGUUUCGGAUUCAUCGACUGUAUGUAGGCUACCGUCAGCUGAAGCGACUGGCCCCAGUCAUGAUCAGUUAUGUCUUUUCCGGUGUGCUACUUGUCAACUGGACGGAAUGCAACGUUGUCACUGAAAUAAGAGA